CGCCAUCUACCGUCUAUUAUGGUUACGUUAUAACCAAACUAUCAAAAACAUCGAUUAACAAAAUAACGAAAAAUUAGUGUAUUCUUGGAUGUAUUCAACUUCUCUAAAUAUGUUAACAUCUCUUCGUGUACUUCGUACGCUUUUAGCUCCUACAAAGAGCAGAGGAAUACAAACGUCUUCUAGCCAUGCAUCCGAACAGCUCUUCAAUCAUAGAGAUACCGAAUAUAAUAAUCCCAAUACACCCUUCGAGUUUAAUGAAGCAAACAAAAAACGUAUUGAAGCUCUUCUAAAAAUUUAUCCAGAAGGUCACAAACGUGGUGCGAUGAUACCUCUAUUGGAUUUAGCUCAAAGACAACACGGUUGGCUACCACUCUCUGCUAUGCAUAAAGUUGCAGAGAUUCUCAAUGUACCACGUAUGCGUGUUUACGAAGUUGCUACCUUCUAUACAAUGUUUAACAGAAAUCCGAUAGGGAAAUAUCAUGUACAAAUUUGUACUUGUACUCCAUGCUGGUUGCGAGAUUCAGAUUCUAUAGUAAAUGCAGUAACCGAAGCUGCAUGUUGCGAACUUGGUUGCACUUCUGAAGAUAAAUUAUUUACUGUAUCGGAAGUAGAAUGUUUAGGAGCAUGCGCCAAUGCACCAAUGUUCCAAGUUAAUGACGAUUAUUAUGAAGAUUUGACUCCUGAGAGUGCGGCAAGAAUAAUUAAUGCGUUAAAGAAAGGUGAAAGACCACCGCCUGGUCCUCAAGAUUCGCCUAGAUUUGCUGCAGAUCCAGCUGGUGGAUUAACAUCCUUGAAAACUCCACCUCCAGGACCAGGAUUUAAGAUCAGAUCAGAUCUAUAAAAUAAAUGUAAAUACAAAUUUAGUGUGUGAUGUAUGUAAAUGAUUUAGGAAUGUCCAAAAACUUUAUAAAUAAAGUUUCCAAUGAUGGAAAAAUAGCCAUAUA
Messenger RNA from Vespula vulgaris, 944 nucleotides. It is a transcript of the gene ND-24, whose product is annotated as NADH dehydrogenase [ubiquinone] flavoprotein 2, mitochondrial. The record is from RefSeq and is a predicted model, not a curated record. Gene Ontology annotation, molecular function: NADH dehydrogenase activity. The transcript is spliced from 4 exons. Gene Ontology annotation, biological process: mitochondrial electron transport, NADH to ubiquinone. NCBI's taxonomy places the organism in Eukaryota, Metazoa, Arthropoda, Insecta, Hymenoptera, Vespidae. Bases 89 to 841 code for a protein of 250 amino acids.